Molecule: messenger RNA, 2419 nt
Organism: Arabidopsis thaliana (thale cress)
Lineage: Eukaryota; Viridiplantae; Streptophyta; Magnoliopsida; Brassicales; Brassicaceae
Gene: BT2
Product: BTB and TAZ domain protein 2
Exons: 4
Coding region: 268-1272 (334 amino acids)
Biological process (GO): response to hydrogen peroxide; protein ubiquitination; embryo sac development
Cellular component (GO): nucleus; cytoplasm
Molecular function (GO): calmodulin binding
Source: RefSeq, marked reviewed
AAAUGCUAUUCCCGUCACAUAAAAAUGCCAAAAAAAGAAAAAAAAGAGUGAUAAUCUAAGUGAAAACAGAUCACGAGCGUGUUAGAUAAGAAUAGAGAGACGCAAAAAUAAAAUAGAUAUUUGCGAGACGCCACGUAAGCAACCAAAAGGUUACGGUAGGACCCACCUCGCUAAUGUCUAUAUAACCAGAAAUGUGCCAAAGCCUUUCUUCUUCAAACUACCAAACCUACAGAAAUCUCUCUUCUUCUUCUUCUCUACAAAAUUUCAAUGGAAGCUGUUCUUGUCGCAAUGUCCGUCCCCGCCACAACGGAAGACGACGGAUUUUCGUUAAUCACCGAUAAACUUUCAUAUAAUCUAACGCCGACGUCGGACGUUGAGAUCGUUACCUCCGAUAACCGUCGGAUUCCGGCACACUCCGGCGUUCUGGCUUCAGCUUCACCGGUACUGAUGAACAUCAUGAAGAAACCGAUGAGACGUUACAGAGGCUGUGGAUCUAAAAGAGUCAUCAAGAUUCUUGGCGUUCCAUGCGACGCCGUUUCGGUUUUUAUCAAAUUCCUCUACUCUUCUAGUUUGACGGAGGAUGAGAUGGAGAGAUAUGGAAUCCAUCUUUUAGCGUUGUCUCACGUCUACAUGGUCACCCAGCUGAAGCAACGGUGCUCAAAAGGCGUUGUACAACGUUUAACUACAGAGAACGUAGUCGACGUCCUCCAGCUAGCUCGGCUCUGCGACGCACCCGAUGUUUGCCUUCGAUCUAUGCGUCUGAUCCAUUCGCAGUUUAAGACCGUUGAGCAGACUGAAGGAUGGAAGUUUAUUCAAGAACAUGAUCCUUUCCUCGAGCUCGACAUUCUCCAGUUCAUCGAUGACGCCGAAUCGAGGAAGAAAAGAAGGCGACGACAUAGAAAGGAGCAGGAUCUUUACAUGCAACUAAGCGAGGCAAUGGAGUGCAUAGAGCACAUAUGCACACAAGGUUGUACAUUGGUCGGUCCAUCAAACGUAGUAGAUAACAACAAAAAGUCAAUGACUGCGGAAAAGUCAGAGCCUUGUAAGGCGUUUUCCACGUGUUAUGGUCUUCAGCUUUUGAUACGUCACUUUGCCGUAUGCAAGAGGAGGAAUAACGAUAAGGGUUGUCUUCGUUGCAAGCGGAUGCUUCAACUCUUUAGACUCCAUUCUUUGAUUUGUGAUCAACCCGAUUCUUGUCGCGUCCCUCUCUGCAGGUAUGUCCCAACUUGUUUUGUUAGGAAUUUCACAUUUGAAAUAAAUCAAAAAGUAUGAGCGAAUCCAUUUACGCUUAAUUAGUAAGUUUGAAAUUGAUGAUUUUUAGUAUGUUUAUGAAUAAAAACCAAUGUUUUGUUGAAAGUGAAAAAAUUUCAUUUUUGGUAAGAGACAAGGUUUGUUUAUCUUUUUGUGUAGACCCACCUUUAGAAAAGUUGCAAAUUGCUAUGUGAAUUGAUGAUGGGUCGUAAUCCGACGGCUGCAAAUUGUUGCCAUUUCUUGAAAUUUGUAGAUAUUUUAAUAGAAUCUCAUGUGUUCUUUUCAACUCUUUUUUUUGGGACUAGGCAAUUUAGGAAACGGGGAGAACAAGACAAGAAAAUGGGUGAAGACACCAAGUGGAAGCUUCUGGUGACAAGGGUUGUGUCUGCAAAAGCUAUGACGUCGUUGUGUCAGUCAAAGAAGAACAAAUGUGAACAAGCACAAGGGGUUUAAUCAAAACCAGGAAGGAGUUAGUUAGGUUUGAAGAAGAUUAAGUAAGAAGCUUUCUUAUAAUUUGAUAUCCAUUCUUUUUGUAGUAUAAUAGUAUUUGUUAGUUCGAUUCUUUAUUAGAGGGGUUUAGUUUGUAUAGGAGUAAACCCUUUUAAAUUGGCUGUAUAAGUAGGUCAUAUUCAAUUGUUUUGUUCUAUUUAUCUGAAAAAUGUCAGCAUGUAAUACAAAACAAAUAAAUGUUCAAAUUAAAGGGAGGAUUACAAGAGGUGUUUUUAAUGUUAUUGACUUUGGCCAAAAUUUUGAAAUUUAGAUAAUUCUAUCCGUUGUUUCGCGAUUACAAAAAAGUUGAAUUCAAACGUGUGUUGAAAAUAAAAAAAUAUCGUGUUUAGCGUGAUUAGUGAUUACAAAGACUCAAAUUUUUGACUCCCAAAUAUGUUCAAUAAUAUUGGUAAGACAUUAAGAACAUGAACCAAUAAUCGACCGUAAAACAUCUUUGGCGAUGUUUUGGUAAAACCUAAUUUUGGUUUUGGUGUGGCUUCAUAGGCUUGGUGCGCCGUUUUACCCUUCUAAGCCUAUGAGCUUCUCUCCCGUUGGGUUUGUUUACCCUUUUGAUUUGGACGUUUUGGUUUUUGUGUUUUAAUUUAUGUCUUUAAUUUUUGUAAUCUUUUACAAGGGUUAAGUCCAAUGUGUUUGUUCCCAGUUAUGAUCCUAAAAAUGU